AGGGAAAUGGGCCGGCAACAUGCUUUAUAUUUCAUGGUAGAUUUUGUGUUUGAUUAAUGUCUUAAAGCAUGAGAUUGAUUUAAAACAAUCCUGAUGUAUCAGUAGAUGAAUUAUCUGCACUGUGGCUAAAAUAUAUUUUCAGCGCACAUGCAUUGAAUUUAUGCAAUGAAACACCUAUUUAUAUGUUAAUGGACUUCUUGAAGACUAAUGGAAUUCUUGAAAUCCUGUUGGUAAAGAUAAAAACCAAAUCAUUGCUCAAGAAUAUCUCUAAUUAAACAAUUAUUUAUAGAAGGGAGAGGUUUGGUAAUAUUGAUUAAAGUUAAUUUGGUAUGUCAAUAUCUUUGUGCUUGUGUUCUAAUAACUUGUUCUUUUAAGGGUAAAUAAGAAUCAGGAUGGGCUUUUCUGGCAAAGGCCUUCCAAUGGAUGGGAAAGGAGACUGGCCCUCCAACAAAAUUAGGAAACACAGAAGCCAGUCCCCUUUUCGUGAUGUUUCACCUGUACCAUCACAUUUCUCAGAACCGGUCUCAUUCCUGCAACAUGGGGAUGUAACUGCCAACCUUCCCCGUCUCCCUGGUGUAAGGGGGCCACUCAGGGAUGAAGAUGACGACGAUGAUGUUAGGAGUCACAAGAGCUUGCCAGCGGUGAUGACUACAUUAACCCUCCACCCCAGAGACAAGAGGUCAUACAGACAUUCUGAGAGUCGCAUCAGUUUACCCCCUCUCAUAAGCACCAGGUGCAGUUUGAUUGUGAAAGGCACUGGAUUCAAAACUGUCUCCAAACUCCCACCAAUCACCAAAUCCAGAAAUAAUGGGAAGGAAACAGACCCCCCGAGACCUCCUUGUAGGUCUGGAUGCAGGCCGGACAAAAUGGAAUUCCUUUCAGCUAAACCUGCUCAUGCAUUGAUGCAUCCAAAAAUUGUACCUGUCGGGCAGACGUCUCUGUCUGUCAAGGUGCACACUGUUCAAGGAAAUGGGCCCUGCUUGGUUCCUGCCAAAGCCUCUGGAGUGUCCCCGAGAUCUCGACUCACUUUCCAAAGUCCUGUAGUGCAGGCAGUGUACCCUAUCAGUCCUGACACCAUGCAACAGAUGAGGCAGACUGACAGAGCGUGCCAGCCCCUGAGGUCUGUGCUGAAAAAAGCACCAAACAGAGGAGUGUUUGACUGCCCACUGGCAGCACACCUGCUGGAGCCAUUUUCUGAGUUCCAGGAGCAUCUGUGCCGCCAAAUCCUACACUCUCCACUGCCUUAUCGCGCAGCUCUGCCACAGGUCCACAUUUCUUGUCACCAGGACCAGGUGGAUCUGUUGCCUGCACAUAGGGGCCCAUACAGUUCCCUGAUGAAGUGCACCGUGGAGCUCUGCAACUCCCAAGGACAGAAGCUUCCCAAAAUCACCAUGACAUGCCCGACACCUUCUCCAAAACGCCUGUGUCGCACAGAGAUGAGGCAUGCGGCUUGAAAGGCAAACCAAGAUGGCUGCAGAGUAAACUAACAAGCUAAACAAGGGAACUCAAAAGCUAAUAUUGCUCUGUGCACAAAGGAUCACAGACGGUUCACCAAGAUCACAAAUUCAUGUUGUUCACGUUAAGAGACAAUAAAGCAAAACAGAGACAUC
Molecule: messenger RNA, 1610 nt
Organism: Rhinichthys klamathensis goyatoka
Lineage: Eukaryota; Metazoa; Chordata; Actinopteri; Cypriniformes; Leuciscidae
Exons: 5
Coding region: 393-1454 (353 amino acids)
Source: RefSeq, a predicted model, not a curated record